Chiloscyllium plagiosum (whitespotted bambooshark) is the source of this 4776-nucleotide messenger RNA. RefSeq lists its product as uncharacterized. The record is from RefSeq and is a predicted model, not a curated record. NCBI's taxonomy places the organism in Eukaryota, Metazoa, Chordata, Chondrichthyes, Orectolobiformes, Hemiscylliidae.
GUGCAGAGAUUCGAGAGGGCUGGUAUGUUUAUUGCAGUUCGAAAGCCAAAGCUCAUUGGCUGGCGCGGAAGGGUGCAUCUCUGAAGCUGUAAAGGGAAGGAUUAAGCAAAGAAUUUAACCAGCGGACGCACUAAAACACGACAAUUUACCGGAAGAACCAGCGAGAGUGAGUUUCAUUUGUUUUGAAUUGUCUAUGAGCUCUUUCCAAACGUAGUUGGAUUUAUCGGGAUUGGUUGUAUUCAGUGGAAGACCCCAGCAGCAUAUCAGAACUUCAGAAGACAGGGGGCAGAGUCACUAUUGGCUUUUUCUGGUUCUUAUUCAAAGUAUACCCUUGCCUGAACUGAUCCAACUAAGAAGGCCCUAGUGCGAUGCCCACAAGUGAUACGUGGGCUGGACAAUUUCCCAUGGAUUCCAUUGCCAGUGUCAGUAUUGUUGGAAGCUGCAACAAUGUAAUCAGCACUAACUCUGCUUUUAACGAUGAGUACUUGGACUAUCUUUCAGCAGAAGAGAGGGAAUGUCUCAUGUUUCUUGAAGAAACUAUUGAUGCAUUAGAUAUUGAAGACAAUAAUGGGUUAUCUACUGAUGAAUUGGAGCAAACCAAACAUUCCACUAAAACUGAGAGUGUGCCAGAAAGACCUAUCCUGUCACACCCUGAAUUAGGACAUCGUCAAAGUCCAGAACCUGAUGGAAAAAUCCCAAGAGCAGUUUUACCAAACAACAAGAACAACAGCACUGAAUUCAUCUCCCCACAGACAGUGCAGGAAAAAUCUGGAGCAUAUAAAUUCCCACGGGCAGUUUCACCACACAGCAAUAAAAACUGUACUGAUUCCACAUCCCCACAGAUGGUGCGAGCUAAAACUGGAGCAAAUACUUUGCCUAAAUAUACCCAAAAACCUAGUGCUGAAAGCAAAAGCAUGAUAUCCAGUCAGAUAUCAGAAUCCAGAAGAACUCCCAUGCCUUCUGAAGAUACAAGACGAAGAUCCAAUAGUGCAAUAGUUCAGCAUGCAUUGGUAGUGUCUAUUGAAGAAAAGACAAAGUUAGGUCCUCCCACGGCUCCAAAACCCCGGAAACUGCCAUCCAAUAUCAUACUGAAAAGCUUCCAGAAGAGUGAUAAUCUUAUGGUACCUAAUAGAAACUCUCAGAAUAGCUUUAAGGUACCAAAAGGUGCUGCACAAAAUGAUGGAUAUAAUUUAUCUAGGGACAACAGCACUGAUGAGGAAGUAAAACAAGUAAGAAUGCAAGCUUUGAGUAAGUUAGGAUUGCUGUCAGAGCCAGAUGGCCAGAAAACCAAUUCAGCAAGUCCUCCAAGUCUAAAAACAGAGGGGACAUCCAUUGGUCAGACCGUCACAGCGAGUAAUGAAGUUAAAAGGAACCAACCAGAAAUGUCAGCGAAAAACACCAACAGUCUGAAACGUCCAAUUGGAAUUGCACCUCCUCUGAACCAUUCAGCAGCCACUGCUGAUGACCUUGGCGUGAGUGGCACAGCAAAUAAAAUGACAAAUGUGACUGUGGGGAAUGCAAACAGAGUGCAGUGGCAACUGGGUUCCACAAAAUCGAGCAGUUUAAAAAGGUUUCCCACAGCCAAUGAAAACGCCCCUCCAACCGUGAGCAUCGGUUCAGCCCGAACCAGCAUGCCAACCACCACGGUCCUUAACCCUGGCAUGAGCAAAACACUCCCUCUCGCAAGAAGACCAGCAAAUGCAAGCGAGGGAGAAGUGAAAAAUAUAAAUGCAGCACAGUGGCAGUUUGGUGCCACAAAGGCAAGUAGCUUAAAGAGGUUUGGCACAUCUAGUGAUCAUAAUCAGCCCACCUUGCAUUCUGAUGCUGCUCGAAAUACUUCGAUUGGUGCUGCCUCUGCUUUUGGUGUGAACACGAACAGUAGGCCCAGACCUGUGUCGAUUUGCUCAGAGAAGGAUUUGUCAGUCAAACAUGGAUCUACAUUAGAAGUUGUAUCAUCUGAUAAACCAGGAAGGAAGUCUUUUCCAAUUACAAUAAACCAUAUUUCGACCAAAUUUCAGAAAUCUCCACCAAAGGCGCUUAAUGUGCAAGUUGCGCCACCAGGACCAACCAGCAAAGACCACAGAGAAGCACUGAGAAAACUUGGCCUUCUAAAAGAAUAGAAAUGAGUUUAAAAGGCUGCAUACGAUCUCAUGGACUUGAGGACAGUUCCAUCAACGUGCUGGAAACCAAUUUAUCUAAAACAGGCAAUAACUUACUGCCAUAUAAAGCCAUAGAGUCAUUGCAAUCUCUGACAUGGGAAUGAAGCUGUAGAAUUAGAAUAUGGUUAAAGAGAUCAAUUUAAAAUGAGCUGUUUUAUUUUGUGUAUUUAAAUUAAUGUAACUACUGCAAUUUUGCCACCUUUUGAUAUAUAAAGCAUUUUUUUUUGCAUGUUCACCUUGAUUCAUUUUGUGGGAUGUGACCUCUGAAUGCUUAGUAAAUUGCAAGACAGCUUUCCAGUUUUUCAAUAGUAUGUGUCCACGCUUGGACUGUUGUUCUAUUUGUUGGAACCAAUAACCAAGACUUCAUUAGAGAUUCUAUUAACUUUCUUAAUGGGAGCAGUCCUAUUAUUAAUGUCAAAGUACAAUUAAAGACUUCCAUGUUUUGCAGUAAAAAUAACUGUUUCAAAAUGCUCUCCUUUUAAAACAAUGACUUAUGUUGUAUGACUCUUCAGAGAAAUUUUAGUUUUUAUUGAAAGCAUUGUUUUAAUUAUGACACUGCGUAAAUGUAUAAUUAAGUGCAUUCUGACUUUUUGUAUGUGUGGAACUUCCUGUAUAGAUACUCUGUGUCUCAUUAGAAAAAAUAUUCCAACUCUGCCCCAUUUCUUUCUAGUAUCACUUCACAUUUUUUUAAUUAAUUCCAUAACAAACCAUUAUAUCUAUCUAAAAAUUGACUAAUUAUGAUUAUAGUAAUUGUCAUGUACAAAUGCUAAAUCUAAUAUGUAUUAAGACGUUAUUUCAGUUUGUAAUUUGUAAAUGAACUAGUAAUUCACUUACCUGCCACAAGUCGUGAAUUUAAAGCAUUAAUUUCCAAGCAGUACUAUAAAUCUUUUAACCUAAGUUCUAAGUAUAUUGUUUUUAAAUAUUUCCAGCUGAUUUUACAAUAAAUGUUCAAAUUUGGUAAUAAAUGGUACAGAAUACUGUUAUCCAAUGCUGAAAUUUGCAAGAUUUCAACAAGGCACACACUGAUGUUGUUUUCUUAUAAGUUUUCUCUGGCCUUAACUCAAGCCUUUCUACAUGACAGCUGCUAAAUGGACAGUAGGCCCUUCCUUUUUCUCUUUUAGCAUCUAGUUUCUGUUCUCUUUAGGUCAUUUCCUAUCAACUACCUGACAGGAUGAUAUUUUGUCAGAACCAUAAUCUCUUGUCCAAUCACCAGGAAUAGAUUCCAUUGGUUUCUUUAAGAGUAUUUAACUAAAAUGAAUUGCAAAUUGUCUGAAACCUGUUUAACUGCUGCAAAGCACCAUUGACCACAAACAUAUGUUGCGUUACUGUAAAUACAUUGAGUUUGACAUUGGGAAGCUUGUAGCCAUUUAUAUUGGAUAUAUAAAACAAAGAAAUGAACCAGUUAAUGUGCAAUUGAAUAUUUGAAGUGGAGGUGCAAGAGAAAAUACUUCUGAUUAAAAUUGCAAGAAUUGGCUUGUGCGAGAACAGAUUUCUUCUAAAAUUUGAAUAGCUUUUCAAUUUAUACUACAGAAAAUUAGUGCAGGGCUGCAUGCCAAUAGUGAACGUUCAUUUAUAGUUAACCAGUUACAAUGCUCAGGGUCCUUUUUUAGUGCUUGAUUUAAGGUAAGAAUAAGAUUGUUACAAUUAGCUCUGUGCUUGAAUUAAUGAGGGGAAAUUAAGCCAAGACAUCUGGUCACUAUCUAGCAUCUCCCUGAAAGUAUGUAUUCAUACUGCAAUUCAAUGGCUGAGCAACUUAUUCGACAUUGUACUCUCAUGGUCAAAUGGCCUCUGGUGCAGGUGCUGCUCAAGAAUGAACAAGUCAUUUAGCUAGGAUUCCACAGGAGAGCAACAUCAAAGGGGAGUUUCUAAUUCUAACUUCAUCUGAUGACACUUCUCCUCCAGGCUCUCACCAUUGAUAACUUGGCACCUCCAUCUUCAAGAUACUCCACCUUCAUCUUUUGGGGAGUAGUGUCUUGAUUAUCUGAAUGCUAGUCACAAGAUGCCAAUUUAUUUCUUCAUCAAAUCCUUAUGCAAUGAAAACACAGCUCUUAUUAAUUUCUGAUUUUUGUCCUGGAUUACUUGUAACAGUGUCUGAAAGAGUAAUCUUCCAUUCCUAGAUACUCUAAGGUUGUAAGCUGUACAUUAAGGAGGAAUUAAAAUGAUUUAAAGAAUACAUUUUAAUUAGUUUAAAAAUAACAUUUGUGCUUUUCUUAAACCCCCCUCUCCCAUUAGUAUAGUCACCAAGAAUCUUCAUGAGAAGGAUCAGUAGCUACAUCUAAUUUACCUAAGCUCAAAGUAUCUAGUUUAAUGCAAAAUGCUUUAAGUGCUGGGAGGUGGAGGAAGUGAGGUGAAAGUUUAGUGUUUCAGCUUUUUUGAUCAUGCAAACAAAGUGGUUUUCUGAUGAGAAUCUUUUUAUUGUUUCACAAACCAUAACGUUUGAGAUUUCUGGAGCCCUUAAACAAAAUAAUACAAUUACCGUGUUGUUUUAUUCAAGAUUUGUCCUGAUAAUUUACAAGGAAGGGGUGAUAUAGAUGAAUGAAUGACAAUUUUCAAUUGUUUUUCAAUGUAGCUUUAUACAAAAAAAAGUGCUGUGACAUAGAUAUGGUUUUCAAUUUUU